Messenger RNA from Suillus paluster, 1695 nucleotides. RefSeq names its product Alpha/Beta hydrolase protein. The coding region runs from base 1 to 1695 and encodes 564 amino acids. NCBI's taxonomy places the organism in Eukaryota, Fungi, Basidiomycota, Agaricomycetes, Boletales, Suillaceae. The transcript has 9 exons. The record is from RefSeq and is a predicted model, not a curated record.
AUGCUCAGCGCAAUUUUCGCGUUGCUGAACCUAGGUGCCUCAUUCAACAAUCUUAAUGAUGCACUUAAACAGACCCCAAUUGGCCCCAUGGUCGACUCGGGAUAUGUGGCAUACCCCAGCAGCCAGUUGUACCAAAAUGCGGUCGACUUGGGAUAUGUGACAUACUUUGGGGACAACCAGCCUGAGAUGUAUCCCAAUACGGUGGCACACCUUGGGAUACCAUAUGCAGAGCGCCCUGUAGGCGACUUGCGUUUCCGUGCAACUGUCCCCCUAAACACGACGCGUGUGACUGAAGAGGCCGGAGGGUCGCCGGUCGAUGCGACCUCCUACCCUGACUUUUGUAUCCAGGGACAGUUUGCUGGACAACCAGGAGGAGCAGGAUCAGAGGACUGCUUAAAUGUUAAUGUCUACUCACCCUACGGUGCCAAAGAAGGCGACAACUUGCCUGUGCUGUUCUAUAUCCAUGGCGGAGCUUGGAUUUUUGGAAACCCACGUGGCUUUCCAUUCGAGCACUGGGUCAAUCAAAGCCCGAAUGUCAUUAUCGUGUCUGUUUAUUACCGCCUUGGUUCUCUUGGCUUCCUGGCUGCUCCCGAGUUCACCGACCCCGCAUACGGCGACUUUAAUGCCGGGCUCAGGGACCAGAUCCAGGCACUCAAAUGGGUGAAGUCAUACAUCAGUAAAUUCGGGGGCGACCCGACCAAUGUCACCAUCAGCGGGCACAGCGCCGGCGGGGCCUCCGUGGAGCUCCACAUGAUCGUCGACGAGAGCAAAGGGCUUUUUUCUCGUGUUAUUGCACAGAGCGUCGGUAGGUCGGCCCUUCCCACCCCUAAGCAACAGCAGCCCCUCUUCGAAUCCUAUGCAUCGCUUGCAGGAUGUGAAAAUGGUUCUGUAGCAGAUCAAAUGAAAUGCCUCCGCGGUGCAAACAUUAGCGCACUUGCAUUUGCACAGGAUAAUGCACUCCAUAGAGACUUUGGAUACGUACCCAUCGUGGACGGCUUACUGAUUACUGGACACCCUACGACAAAGUUCCAGUGUGGUGAGUUCACUCAUGUCCCGCUUAUAGUUGGCUCAGCAUCCAACGAGACUCUUUCCUUAUCGCCGAAGCUCGAUAUCUCUACGGGACUUAAGGCAUUUUUCCCGUCAUUGACAGACACAGACAUUCAGCAGUUCUUGGGGUUAUAUCCAAUAGAUGACUUCGAUUCUAAGAUUCAGCAGUUCCAAGUGGCCACAGGCGAACCUGAUGUGAUAUGCGCUGUAAGUCUAAGCCUCACGCUACUGCCAUGGGCAACCCAUCCUCACUAUUCAAAUACUUGGACUUAUCGGUACAACACCCCUGACCCGACGUUGAAUACCAAAUACGUCACACAUGCUGCUGAGAACUGGAUGAUGUUUAAUGGCACUACCACUGGUCCCAAUGGCACCAGCACAUUUGACCCACAGACGGACGCCCAAAAAGCAUUUGCUUCUGAACUCAUUGCUUACUGGCUUUCCUUCGUGCGCACCGGCGAUCCGAAUACUUAUAAGCUGGACAAGUCUCCCGUGUGGGAGAAGUACUCUGAGUCCAACCUAGUCCGGAUGGUUCUGACACAGCAAAACUCGGCCACUGAGAGUGGUAACGAAAUGGAGAUCCUGCCUCUUGCGGAGUUUGUCAGAUGUGCAUUUGCAAUUAGCAAGGCGGAGGCUUGUCAACAUUAG